Molecule: messenger RNA, 1204 nt
Organism: Acipenser ruthenus (sterlet)
Lineage: Eukaryota; Metazoa; Chordata; Actinopteri; Acipenseriformes; Acipenseridae
Product: Fc receptor-like protein 2
Exons: 4
Coding region: 521-1183 (220 amino acids)
Biological process (GO): cell surface receptor signaling pathway
Molecular function (GO): transmembrane signaling receptor activity
Source: RefSeq, a predicted model, not a curated record
CCAACAAUACAAAAAAUCACUCACCCCAAAGCAAGGAUUUCUCCAUGUUUUUAUAUAUGUGGCCACUCCCCAAUUAGCAUCAAUUACCUAACUGGGGAAUGACCACACCUGUGAUUGCUGGAGGAAGAGAUUUAACCCCAUCCCUGCCAACCUUACAUUCCCACACACAGAGCACAGAGCAGUGUGUGUACAGAAGUGUUUCAAUCCCCUCAUUUGAACAGUGGUUUCAUCAGACCAGUUCUUGAGUAAAGUGUUUUUGUUUUCCAGCAGCCAGUUGGUUAAUAGAAGUUUUAGCUUCUUGCAUGUAAAUGAAGUUGUUUGAUGCUCAGUGUAAAAAUAAAUACUCCCCGAAAUGAGAUCACAUGACUAUGUUUUGUCAGACAACAGAAUCAGACAUAUUAGGAAUACGUUUGUGGUCAUUUAAUAAAUAGGCGUAGUGGGAGGGACCUGUAUGUUUACAACUUCAAAACUGUGAAGUGCCUACAUUGAGCUCAUCUUUUUGAAAGUGUCUCCAGACAGAAUGCAGGCUUGUGAAGUCGCUGCACUGAUAUUGCUGACUGUAGUGAGCUGCUCCAGACAGUAUGAAGAGCUGCCUCAGACUACACUCACCCUGGAGCCUCCAUUCCCAGAGAUAUUCACCGGGGAGACAGUCACUCUGAGGUGUGGGGUUGAGGGGGGUUCUGCUGGCUGGAAAUAUCUCUGGUACAAAGACAGUGAGGACACUCCAGUGCUCCAGACUGCUGGCCGCAGUAUAACUGGUGACAGCUACACAAUCACUGCAGCUGCUGUAUCUGACCAGGGCCAGUACUGCUGUCGAGGACAAAGAGGAGAUCCACCACUCUACUCACAGCUCAGUGAUAAAGUGACAGUAACUGUGUCUGAGGGUCAUCCUCAGGCUGUCCUGACCCUGCAGCCUGCCUGGUCACAGAUAUUCACAGGAGAGACAGUCACCCUGAGCUGUGAGGUGGAGGGGGACUCUGCUGGCUGGAGGUUUAAACAGUACAGAGAUGGACGUGAAGAGGCAGGGUGCAGUGAUCAAUACAGCAGGAGAUAUGGGGACAGCUGCACAAUCAGUACAGCUCAGUAUCACCACAGUGGAGUGUACUGGUGUGAGUCUGCAUCAGGACAGGAGCGCAGUAAUACUGUCACCUUAACUGUGUCCAGUAAGUCAUUUACAUUAUAGAUAAUAUUCAGACCCUGUUGA